AUCCGGCGAAGCCAGCGAUGGGGUUCCUGGUGACCUCGGGCAUCUUCCUCCUGGCCGGCGUCAUCGGCUGCCUCUUCUCGCUCCUCUGCUGCAACCGCGGACCCUCCACCAACCUGUUCCAUUUGACUCUGGUUAUUACCGCUACAGUUUGCUGUUGGAUGAUGUGGGCAAUCGUCUAUCUUGCGCAGAUGAAGCCUCUGAUCAACCCCAUCCUGAGCGGCGAGUGAGCCGUGCGCUAAAGAUAAUUUAUGAUCCAGUCAUGAUGUAUUAUUGUUUGGUUGAGAACUUCUAUUCAUUUUGCGAAACUGAAAUAAAAAACCACUGUGAGAUUUUGCUACUCUUCCUCGAGGAGGAAUGCUGUGAUUAGUGUAUGCAAUUGUAUUAUAUACACAAUAAUAAUGAUGAUUCUGUUUAUCCCUGCCACCCCUUUGUUGUUA
This is a messenger RNA of Lolium rigidum, 437 nucleotides long. Its product is annotated as V-type proton ATPase subunit e1-like. The record is from RefSeq and is a predicted model, not a curated record. Gene Ontology annotation, molecular function: proton-transporting ATPase activity, rotational mechanism. Lineage: Eukaryota; Viridiplantae; Streptophyta; Magnoliopsida; Poales; Poaceae. The transcript has 3 exons. Bases 18 to 227 code for a protein of 69 amino acids. Gene Ontology annotation, biological process: proton transmembrane transport. Gene Ontology annotation, cellular component: proton-transporting V-type ATPase, V0 domain.